This is a messenger RNA of Procambarus clarkii (red swamp crayfish), 1252 nucleotides long. RefSeq lists its product as uncharacterized. Lineage: Eukaryota; Metazoa; Arthropoda; Malacostraca; Decapoda; Cambaridae. The record is from RefSeq and is a predicted model, not a curated record.
ACCACCCCCGUCCUCACACAACCAACCGGCAAAGCGAACAAGAAGAUCAACAAUGUACUACGCAGAGCCCGUGCAUCACUCCCAGGCGGAGGAGUACUUUACCGACCUGAGACAUCCCCCGGAGCACUACGGCUGGAGCACCAGGAGCGUGAUCAUCGUCACCAUGUUGCUCUCCCUGGUGCUCUACGACACCCUCAGGUUGAUCGUCGAGGUCCUCACGCUGGGGAACGAGAGCGGCUCCUCCGCCACCUGGAGGAAGGAGGUCAACAACGAGAGCGAUCGUCUAAAAUUAAAGUCGGCUGAGGUAUUCGGCCCCGUGGCGGCUGCCAUAGAGAAGCUGAGUGAAUCUUAUGAAACGACUACUGUGACAACCCCACCUGGCACUACCGUGACCUAAACUGAGAGUCCACGAGGUGUAACAGUGAACAACAGACGACUACUGUGACAACUUCGCCUGUACCUACCAUGUCCAAAACUGUGUGGGCGUACGUACAUGAGAUGAUGUACAGAACAGCCCUUCGAGGACGGAUGACAAUUCAGUGUUCUUUCGCUUAGCGAAGCAAGCGAAAACAGUUCAAAUUAAAACGAAUGAAGGCCAUCAAAUUCAUGAAUGUCUGGAAGCAAAGACUCAAAGAGGCACCGUAAGGAGGGUCUCUUGCCACAGUUGCAUGACUGCCGUUUUAAGUGUCGAAAAACCUUGUCUAAAUACUGUCUAAAAUAAUGAGUGUAUAUUACCCUCUGUAAAUUAGACAGAGGCGGAGUAAUGUAUUCUGUCUAAUUUUGCCUAAUUCAGGCAAAUUGUAUUUGGUCUGGAUUAGUUUUCAUCAUAUUACCAAUCGCGUUCAAUUCAAUUUAUUUAUGUAUUCAUUCCAUUUAUCCAAGUCAUUUAUUAAUUAGUUUGUUUAUGUGUUUAUUAAUUAAUGUUAAUCAUUAAAACAUUGAAGUGAUUAAGUUUAUAUAAACUGGGAAAAUCUGAAGAACCUCAAAUGUUUGAAUUACAUAAUGGUAUUUUUUCCUCUGUAUGUGAAAAAUAAAUACCUGUAUAGUAUUUAAAAAUUCUAUAAACACACACACACACACACACACACACACACACACACACACACACACACACACACACACACACACACACACACACACACACACACUCAGUAGUUAUUAGAAGAUCUCGGGGACACAUGAUAACCACAUACAAAAUCCUGAGGGGGAUUUGACAGGGUAGACAAGGUAGACACAGGUGGAAGCUGAGCAC